Messenger RNA from Penicillium macrosclerotiorum, 1572 nucleotides. RefSeq names its product cytochrome P450. Lineage: Eukaryota; Fungi; Ascomycota; Eurotiomycetes; Eurotiales; Aspergillaceae. The transcript is spliced from 3 exons. The record is from RefSeq and is a predicted model, not a curated record. Gene Ontology annotation, molecular function: iron ion binding; oxidoreductase activity, acting on paired donors, with incorporation or reduction of molecular oxygen; monooxygenase activity. Bases 1 to 1572 code for a protein of 523 amino acids.
AUGGCGCCCCAAAUAUUCUAUGCCGUCGCGUUUCUAGCGGCUUUAUAUCUGCUCAGAAAGCUACUCUUCUCCAAAAAGCAGCUCCCUCUCCCACCAGGUCCCAAAGGUCUUCCGUUAGUGGGAAAUGUGGCUGAUCUUCCACCGAAGGGAGGAUUGGAGUGGCAACACUGGCUCAAACACAAGGAUAUCUACGGACCCAUCAGUCAUGUCAAAGUGUUUGGUAACACUAUUGUUCUCGUUCAUGACUUGGAGAUUGCGACUGAGCUCCUAGAUCGACGGGGUGGCAAGUAUUCUUCAAGGUCCCGCAUGGUAUUUGCAGGUGAAAUGUGCGGCUACAAUGAACGUAUGCCAUUCAAGCCAUACGACAAAGUUUUUCGCGCGCAACGUAAACUAGCUGGUGGACAGAUUGGAACCAACACUGCCGUGAAACGAUUUCAUCCUGCUAUGACUCUAGAAGUGCGCCGUUUUCUCCUGCGAACGUUGGAGAACCCAGAACAGGUUAUUAGCCAUCUUGAAACUGAAUCCGGCUCUCUGAUGCUAAAGAUGCUUUACGGAUAUACUCCCUCCCCCCACACCCCCGACAGACUUGUCCGUCUAAUAAACAAGGUAAUGGAGGAGUUCAGCCAAGCCGUUGUGGUCGGUGCAUGGUUGGUCGAUUUGAUUCCCGCGCUUCGAUUUAUACCCGACUGGGUCCCUGGUACAGGCUUCAAACGGACCGCACGUCAAUGGAGAAAGGACUCGGAUGAUUGCAUGAAUGUCCCUGUCGACUUUGUCGAGCAGAUGAUGGCACAGAAACGAGCCCAGCCGUCCUAUGUGGAGCGCUUACUUAGUGCAGCCCCGGACUAUGAAGAAAUUCUAAAUAUUAAGCAAAGUGCCGCUGCACUGUACGCGGGUGGUGCCGAUUCCACCGCCGCAGGAUUGAGCUUCUUUAUCUUGGCUAUGACCGCUUAUCCCGAAGUUCAGAAGAAAGCGCAGGAAGAAAUUGACCGUGUUAUUGGCUCAGAUCGAUUGCCAGGAUUUAGUGACCGCGAAAGUUUACCCUACAUUGAAGCUGUUCUAAAGGAGACGCUACGCUGGAUGCCUCUCGCCCCGUUGGGGCCACCUCAUAUGGCUGAUGAAGAGGAUGAGAUCUGCGGAUACCGUAUCCCCAAAGGGGCGAUUGUUCUCCCAUCCAUCAAAUGGUUUGCUUCCGAUCCGGAGGUGUAUCCCGAUCCUGAAAAGUUCAUUCCCGAGAGAUUCCUCGGAGCGAAAGAUGUGACUGGUCCUCAUACGUACGUUUUUGGUUUCGGAAGACGAAUCUGCCCAGGACGAUUAUUGGCAGACUCGAAUCUCUUCCUCACUAUGGCGCAGACACUGGCUGUCUUUGAUAUUAAGAAGGCAGUGGACAAAGAAUCUGGCAAGAUUAUCGAACCGGUAGUGGGAACAACAACAGGCCUUGUUGCUCAUCCGUUGCCAUUCAAAUGUCAAAUUGUACCUAGGAGUGAGAAAUAUGUUCACUUGAUCCGACAUGUUGAGGUUGAACACCCUUGGGAGGAGGGCGAUUCAAAGUUGCUCCGGGGACUCAGCGGUUGA